Molecule: messenger RNA, 538 nt
Organism: Paramecium octaurelia
Lineage: Eukaryota; Ciliophora; Oligohymenophorea; Peniculida; Parameciidae
Source: the annotation of a GenBank genome assembly
AAAGAAAAUAAAGAAGCCAUUUAAUUUUUCCAACAAGAGCUAAUAGGCGAUAAAAAUUAACCAUAUUAUUGUUAUUCUAUUUCAUACCAUUUAUGAAAUGAUUAUUUGAUGACAACAAGGAUGAAGUGAUUUUGGAUGGAGGCGAAGAACAUAUGUGGACCUAGGAGCAUAUUUGGUCAAACUCAUGAAGUAAUUGGGGAUCUAGCAAAAUCCAAAUGGAAAGUGGGCUAAAUACUCAAUAUUCAAGGGUCUCCUGAUAGUUAACCUGAAGCAGAUGUAAAAAAUGUGGAUAAUGGAAAUAAUUUUUUUCAAUCUGUUUUAAAAAAAUUAAAGAUUUUUUAAACCCUCAGAAAAGGGCAGAAUGCUCUAUCAGGCCUGAACAGAAAAAUAAAAGGGAUUAUAAAUUCCAUCUCUAAAUAUAUUAAGGCUAAGGUAGUGGAACAUAAUUGGGAAGAGUCCCAUCAUCAAACCCUUUGUUAAUAAAUAGAGAAGUAGAGAAUAAGGCCUAUCAUAUUAUUAUGGACGACUCUAGAUUGAU